AUGCCCUUCGGACUAAAGGGGGCACCUGCCACCUUCCAAGCAAACAUAAACGCCUACCUGAACCCAUUACUAGGUCAUGGCGUCAUUGCCUACUUAGAUGAUAUGCUCAUAUACAGCAAUACUCUGGAGACACACGCUCUGCUUCUACAGCAAGCCCUUGACAUCUUCUUGGAGCACCAGUUCUACCCCAAGCUGACUAAAUGCAAAUUCGGCCAACGAGAGCUAACAUACCUGAUGUUUAUGGGACCGAAGUACGCCGAUAUUGCGCGCCCGCUAGUGGAGCUGACGGGCAAAAACUCACCUUUCCUUUGGAGAGAGGAGCACUCCGCCGCCGUCCGCCAACUUAAACAACUCCUCUCCGACUUCACGACCUUGCAGGUACCCGACGCAAAUAAACCCUACACGCUCUACACCGACGCCUCGGGAUACGCAAUCGGAGCGGUCCUGGAGCAAGAAGGCAAGCCUGUGGGAUUCGUCAGUCAGGUCAUGACCCCUACGCAACAGAAGUACUCCAUCUAUGAUCAAGAACUUCUGGAGCUCAUCUCCGUCUUAGAUAAGUGA
This is a messenger RNA of Eimeria mitis, 561 nucleotides long. RefSeq lists its product as uncharacterized. The transcript is spliced from 2 exons. The coding region runs from base 1 to 561 and encodes 186 amino acids. The record is from RefSeq and is a predicted model, not a curated record. NCBI's taxonomy places the organism in Eukaryota, Apicomplexa, Conoidasida, Eucoccidiorida, Eimeriidae.